Messenger RNA from Dama dama (fallow deer), 1058 nucleotides. Its product is annotated as eukaryotic translation initiation factor 4E type 2-like. The record is from RefSeq and is a predicted model, not a curated record. Gene Ontology annotation, molecular function: RNA 7-methylguanosine cap binding; translation initiation factor activity. Gene Ontology annotation, biological process: translational initiation. The transcript has a single exon. Gene Ontology annotation, cellular component: cytoplasm; eukaryotic translation initiation factor 4F complex. NCBI's taxonomy places the organism in Eukaryota, Metazoa, Chordata, Mammalia, Artiodactyla, Cervidae.
CUUCAGCAUCGGUCCUUCCAGUGAACACCCAGGACUGAUCUCCUUCAGGAUGGACUGGCUGGAUCUCCUUGCAGCCCAAGGGACUCUCAGGAGUCUCCUCUGGAGUCACUUCGUGAGGCAGUGGCGACGGUGGUGGCGAGAGGAUGAACAACAAGUCCGACGCAUUGAAAGAUGAUGACAGUGGGGACCAUGAUCAGAAUGAAGAAAACAGCACACAGAAAGAUGGUGAGAAGGGAAAAACGGAACGAGACAAGAGUCAGAGCGGCAGCAAGAGGAAGGCUGUCGUCCCUGGGCCGGCCGAGCACCCCCUGCAGUAUGACUACACUUUCUGGUACUCCAGGAGAACCCCUGGCCGUCCUACCAGCUCACAGAGCUAUGAACAGAAUAUCAAACAGAUUGGCACCUUUGCCUCUGUGGAGCAGUUCUGGAGGUUUUACAGCCACAUGGUGCGUCCCGGGGACCUGACAGGCCACAGCGACUUCCAUCUCUUCAAAGAAGGAAUUAAACCCAUGUGGGAGGAUGAUGCAAAUAAAAAUGGCGGAAAAUGGAUAAUUCGACUGCGGAAGGGCUUGGCAUCCCGCUGCUGGGAGAGUCUCAUCUUGGCUAUGCUGGGGGAACAGUUCAUGGUUGGGGAGGAGAUCUGCGCGGCUGUGGUCUCUGUCCGCUUUCAGGAGGACAUUAUCUCUAUAUAGAAUAAGACUGCCAGCGAUCAAGCCACCACGGCCCGCACACGGGAUACGCUUCGGCGAGUGCUUAACCUACCUCCCAACACCAUUAUGGAAUACAAAACCCACACCGACAGCAUCAAAAUGCCAGGCAGGCUGGGCUCCCAAAGGCUCCUUUUUCAAAACCUCUGGAAGCCGCGGUUGAAUGUGCCAUGACCCUCUCCCUCUCUGGAUGGCACCAUCAUUGAAGCCAGCAUCAUCGGAGUCUCUUGUUCUGUUGGUGUGCUACCUGGAAGAUCCUUCCGUCCCAGACAAGAGGAAUUGGAAGAGCAUUUUAUGUUUUAAGGACAGGCUGACAUGCAGCAGCUAUGACAACAGCUGAGAUCACUUAAU